Hydatigera taeniaeformis is the source of this 372-nucleotide messenger RNA. Lineage: Eukaryota; Metazoa; Platyhelminthes; Cestoda; Cyclophyllidea; Taeniidae. The record is from the annotation of a GenBank genome assembly.
AUGGAGGAGGAGGAGGAGGAGGAGGAGGAGGAGGAGGAGAGGAAAGUAGUGCCUUAUUGUGUUGCGAAUGGGUACAAAGAAGGCGCUCGGCAAUGGCACUCCUCAACUUCCCUGCAUCGAGUGCUGAUUGAUGGUGUUGUCCAGACCGCUAGUGCGAUGCGGACGGUGAACGUGUGGUCUGUCACUCCCCCGCUGACACAAGGCGAGGCGACGCAAGAUCUGCCACCUCCUUCAACCCCUGAGCUGUUUCCAGAUGAUGUUAAUGGACCAUUCCUUCACCUCUGUCUCAAUGGAGGAGUUAAUCGUGACACUUUAAAUAUUGGCUUAAUUUUUUUGUCAGAUUUGCUUGUCCCAAAAUGUGUAUUCACUUGA